AUGCGCUUCACCGCUGGUUCCCUGGCUGCCGCCACCCUCCUUGCGGGUGCUGUCUCAGCUGCCCCGGCCCCCGCCCGUAACGGCCUGAGCAAACGGGUGUACAAGCCUACUCCCCUCGCCAGUCGUGCUAGCAGCAAGGCUUCGGCGAAUGUCCUGGAAUUGAAGAAGGUGAAGACUGCCAAAGGUGCGACAAGCCACAGCGCAGCUCGCCUGAAGAAAGGCAGCAGCAGCACCACCACCACGUCUGGAAGCUCCACCUUGAUCUCGCUCAUUGAAGGCGAGGAGUUUGCGACCUCCAUCACCGUCGGCGGUGACUCCUUCGACGUCAUUGUGGACACCGGUUCCAGCGAUCUCUGGUUGGUGGAGGAGGGAUUCACCUGCCUGAACGAGAACAGCCAGAAGGUCUCUGAAUCCGAGUGCGCCUUCGGUUCUACCUGGACGCCUACCAGCUCCUUCAGCAAGAUCUCCAACGAGGAGUUUUCGAUCAGCUAUGGCGAUGGUGAGUUCGCCACGGGAGUCAUGGGCAAGGAUGAAGUUACGCUGGCCGGAAUCAGCGUCGAGCAAGAAAUGGCCGGUGUCACUGAGGCGUUCUGGGAGGGAGACGGUACCACCUCCGGCCUCGUCGGUCUGGCCUACCCUGGCAUCACGAGUGCCUACAGCACCCGAACCUACCAGCAGGUGGAAUAUGACCCGAUCAUCACCACCCUGGUUGACGAGGGUCUCAUCGACUCCUACUUUAGUUUGGCCAUCGAGCGCGAUGUCUCCGGUGCUGCGGGCUACAUCACCCUGGGUGGUCUUCCGCCCGUCAACUAUACCGACACCUGGUCAUCCACCGAUAUCCUGGUGACCACCUACGAUGGCCAGGAUGAAGGCUAUGCGUACUACACCAUCGACAUCGAUGCCGUCACUUUGAGCGGCAAGUCGCUCACUGCUGCCGGUGGAAGCAGCAUCCAGUACAUUGUCGACAGCGGUACGACUCUGAACUACUACCCGACUACCAUCGCGGAUGAGGUCAACGCCGCUUUCUCCCCUGCCGCCACUUACAGCGAGGAUGAGGGCGCCUACAUCGUCGAUUGCGAUGCCACUGCGCCCGCGCACGGAAUCACCAUUGGUGGAACUACCUACAUCAUCAACCCCUUGGACAUGAUCCUCGACGCGGGAACCGACAGCAGCGGCAACACGGUCUGUAUCUCUGGCAUCGUGGACGGUGGCAGUGACUACAGUGAGGACAUCUUCAUCCUGGGCGAUGUCUUCCUGAAGAACGUGGUUGCGGUCUUCGAUGUCGGCGACGUGGAGCUCAAGUUCGCUCCUCGCGAGUUUUACGACUCCAAUGACACUUACUAG
Aspergillus saccharolyticus JOP 1030-1 is the source of this 1344-nucleotide messenger RNA. Its product is annotated as acid protease. The record is from RefSeq and is a predicted model, not a curated record. Gene Ontology annotation, cellular component: fungal-type vacuole. Gene Ontology annotation, molecular function: aspartic-type endopeptidase activity. Gene Ontology annotation, biological process: proteolysis. Bases 1 to 1344 code for a protein of 447 amino acids. The transcript has 2 exons. Lineage: Eukaryota; Fungi; Ascomycota; Eurotiomycetes; Eurotiales; Aspergillaceae.